GGGUGGGACGUGGGCGCGCUAAGACAGGCGGUGGCUACCUCAGCGAAGGGAGCCGAAACUGUGUGUGAGCAGCCAGGCUGGGCCAGGAGGACCAUGUGAAUGGGGCCGGAGGGCUCCUGGGCUGGGCAGGGACCAUGGGCUGUAGCUGCAGCUCAAACCCUGAAGAUGACUGGAUGGAAAACAUCGAUGUGUGCGAGAACUGCCAUUACCCAAUAGUCCCACUGGAUGGCAAGGCCACGCUGCCCAUGCGGAAUGGCUCUGAUGUGAGGGAUCCACUAGUUACCUACGAAGGCUCCAAUCCCCCGGCCUCACCAUUGCAAGACAACCUGGUUAUCGCUCUGCACAGCUAUGAGCCCUCUCACGAUGGAGACCUGGGCUUCGAGAAGGGUGAACAGCUCCGUAUCCUGGAGCAGAACGGCGAGUGGUGGAAGGCGCAGUCCCUGACCACGGGCCAGGAAGGUUUCAUCCCCUUCAACUUCGUGGCCAAAGCGAACAGCCUGGAGCCCGAACCCUGGUUCUUCAAGAACCUGAGCCGAAAGGACGCGGAACGUCAGCUCCUGGCGCCCGGGAACACGCACGGCUCCUUCCUGAUCCGGGAAAGCGAGAGCACCGCGGGAUCGUUUUCCCUGUCCGUGAGGGACUUCGACCAGAACCAGGGAGAAGUGGUGAAACAUUACAAGAUCCGUAACCUGGACAAAGGCGGCUUCUACAUCUCCCCCCGCAUCACUUUUCCCGGCCUCCACGAGCUGGUCCGCCAUUACACCAAUAAUUCGGACGGGCUGUGCACGCGUUUGAGUCGCCCCUGCCAGACCCAAAAGCCCCAGAAACCUUGGUGGGAGGACGAGUGGGAGGUUCCCAGGGAGACGCUGAAGCUGGUGGAGCGGCUGGGGGCUGGCCAGUUCGGGGAAGUGUGGAUGGGGUACUACAACGGGCACACAAAGGUAGCAGUGAAGAGCCUGAAGCAGGGCAGCAUGUCCCCCGACGCCUUCCUGGCCGAGGCCAACCUCAUGAAGCAGCUACAACACCAGAGGCUGGUCCGGCUUUACGCGGUGGUCACCCAGGAGCCCAUCUACAUCAUAACGGAAUACAUGGAGAAUGGGAGCCUGGUGGAUUUCCUCAAGACCCCUCCAGGCAUCAAGCUGACCAUCAACAAACUCUUGGACAUGGCAGCCCAAAUUGCAGAGGGCAUGGCAUUCAUUGAAGAGCGGAAUUAUAUCCACCGUGACUUGAGGGCUGCCAAUAUCCUGGUGUCGGACACCCUGAGCUGCAAGAUCGCAGACUUUGGCCUAGCACGCCUCAUUGAGGACAAUGAGUACACAGCCAGGGAGGGGGCCAAGUUUCCCAUUAAGUGGACAGCGCCAGAAGCCAUUAACUACGGGACAUUCACCAUCAAGUCGGACGUGUGGUCUUUUGGGAUCCUACUGACGGAGAUUGUCACCCAUGGCCGCAUCCCUUACCCAGGGAUGACCAACCCUGAGGUGAUUCAGAACCUGGAGCGAGGCUACCGCAUGGUGCGGCCCGACAACUGCCCAGAGGAGCUCUACCACCUCAUGAUGCUGUGCUGGAAGGAGCGGCCGGAGGAGCGGCCCACCUUCGACUACCUGCGCAGCGUGCUGGAGGACUUCUUCACGGCCACGGAGGGCCAGUACCAGCCCCAGCCCUGAGAGGCCUAGCCGGCCGGGGCCUGGCGCCCUCCCUCCAUCUAGCUGACCUGGCCAGGGGAGACGUGGUGCUCGUGUCCUGCCUAUGUGGCCUAUGCACAUAUGGACUCUGAGUGUGAAUCCCAACCCCGUGUGGCACAUACACUUCUUGUGUCUUAUACACGGGUUCUGUAGUUGUGUGGGCUCUGCACAUGUGUCUUGUACAUGUGUGGCAUGUGCAUAUGUGACUUGGACGCCUGUUCAAGUUGUUCCCUUGGGGGUCGUUCUACUUCCCAAGACCACCGGAGGGAAGAGAGAUGCUUGUGAUUGACACCAGCUUCUGCCCGCCCCCUUUUCCUUUCCCCUAGCCAUCAAGAAACUCCUUGAAGGCUGUACCUUAUCUAAUACCUCUGUGCGCUCCUCCUUGGUGCCUGGCACACAUCAGGAGCUCAAUAAAUGACUCUCUGUGGAUGAAGA
Molecule: messenger RNA, 2117 nt
Organism: Suricata suricatta (meerkat)
Lineage: Eukaryota; Metazoa; Chordata; Mammalia; Carnivora; Herpestidae
Gene: LCK
Product: LCK proto-oncogene, Src family tyrosine kinase
Exons: 13
Coding region: 135-1664 (509 amino acids)
Biological process (GO): B cell receptor signaling pathway; T cell differentiation; innate immune response
Cellular component (GO): extrinsic component of cytoplasmic side of plasma membrane
Molecular function (GO): non-membrane spanning protein tyrosine kinase activity; ATP binding; signaling receptor binding
Source: RefSeq, a predicted model, not a curated record